AACUCGGGCUCUCCAUUACAGCAACUGGGCAGAAGGAAGUGAUUAUGAGUCGAAUCUCGAUCAGGUAAAAAAGUAUGAGUGUCUCGCAGGUCUCUAGAGAGGUCUUCCAAAUGUUCAGCACUGGUAAUCGCUACCAGAAGAAUAGAGGUACUCAGCAACAGCAUAAUCUUAUACUUUAAUACUUGGAACUGCAUUCAAGCCUUUUGACUCUCCUCGGCCGGGCGACGCUAGAUUUCCAUCACAAUUUCCGGCAAUACCCUGUUCUCCAUAUGUCCAAUGUGUGUUGGGCAUACGCGACGUUAGCUCAGGAAAUGAG
Molecule: messenger RNA, 316 nt
Organism: Amoebophrya sp. A25
Lineage: Eukaryota; Dinophyceae; Syndiniales; Amoebophryaceae
Source: the annotation of a GenBank genome assembly